Molecule: messenger RNA, 993 nt
Organism: Elephantulus edwardii (Cape elephant shrew)
Lineage: Eukaryota; Metazoa; Chordata; Mammalia; Macroscelidea; Macroscelididae
Gene: NPBWR1
Product: neuropeptides B/W receptor 1
Exons: 1
Coding region: 1-993 (330 amino acids)
Biological process (GO): neuropeptide signaling pathway
Cellular component (GO): neuron projection; membrane
Molecular function (GO): neuropeptide binding; neuropeptide receptor activity
Source: RefSeq, a predicted model, not a curated record
AUGAACAACGCGUCGUCCUGCACGCUAGAGCUGACCAAUGAGUCUCGCCCAGGGCCCACUCCCGGCUGCUCCAACGCAUCCAGCCUGCCGCCACCACCGCUGCCACUGUCGCUGGCGGUGGCAGUACCAGUAGUGUACGCGCUGAUCUGUGCGGUAGGGCUGGCUGGAAACUCGGCGGUGCUGUUUGUGCUGCUGCGGGCGCCGCGUCGGAGGACUGUCACCAACUUGUUCAUUCUUAACCUGGCCAUCGCUGACGAGCUCUUCACUCUUGUGCUCCCCAUCAAUAUCGCUGACUUCCUACUGCGCCAGUGGCCCUUCGGAGAACUCAUGUGCAAAAUCAUCGUGGCAAUCGACCAGUACAACACCUUCUCCAGCCUGUACUUCCUCACAGUCAUGAGUGCCGACCGCUACCUGGUGGUGCUGGCCACCGCUGAAUCGCGCCGCGUGGCUCACCGCUCUUACGGAGCGGCGCGCGUUGUUAGCGUGGCUGUGUGGAGCCUGGUCACGCUCGUGGUGCUGCCCUUCGCAGUGUUCGCGAGGCUCGACGACGAGCAGGGACGGCGCCAGUGUGUGCUGGUCUUCCCGCAGCCUGAGGCCUGGUGGUGGCGCGCCAGCCGCCUCUACACGCUCGUGCUGGGCUUCGCCCUCCCGGUGACAGCCAUCUGCGCCCUCUACACCUCCCUGCUGUGCCGGCUGCGUGCCAUGCGGCUAGACAGCCAUGCUCAGGCCCUGGACCGCGCCAAGAAGCGAGUGACAGUGCUGGUGGUGGCCAUCCUGGCCGUGUGCCUGCUCUGCUGGACGCCCUACCACUUGAGCACCGUAGUGGCGCUCACCACGGACCUCCCGCAGACUCCACUGGUCGUCGCUGUGUCCUACUUCAUCACCAGCCUGAGCUAUGCCAACAGCUGCCUCAAUCCUUUCCUCUACGCUUUUCUGGACGACAACUUCCGCAGGAGCCUCAACCAGUUGCUCUGCCGUGAGGAGGCCGCCUGA